AUAGGUAUUUCUACAUCUGUUAAUUUGGAUAAAACUAAUAAAACAACUAGCAAUAAUAGAAAACGCUAUUAUGAAGUCUUACAUGAUGACAGUAUACUUAGCACUAGUAAUAAGAAACACGGUUAUGAAGAAUUAUUUGAUGACAUUUCUGAUUUCUUAGAAACAGAUAGCUCAGUUAAUGCUAAUGUAGAACCGAGAAAAAAAAAGCUUAGAUGGGAUCAACCUGAAGAUGUCAUUAAAAAAAUAUGGAUUACUAGACAUUUACUGGAUGAUAAUGGAGAAGCAGCAGUAAAGAUAAAUUAUGACCACAAGAAAAAUUCUAUUUCUUUACGAGUUCCAUCUUGGAACUUUGUGGCUAUUACCAGAUCAUAUGAUUCUCAACGUUUGUAUAUCAAAGUCAGAAAUAUAUCAAAAGAUAUCAAUCAAUCUAGAAGACCAAUUACCAAUUUGCUUUCAAUGCCUUAUAGUCAAUUGAAAAUUCAAGCUGAAGAAAUCAUGAUAAGAAAACAGAAGUUAUCAGGACAGUCAUUCACUAUAAAAAAUAUAAUCAAUGAUGAAUUAUGGGUAGAUAAAUAUCGACCUCGAUCAUAUUUAGACUUACUCUCAGAUGAAACUAUUAACAGACAAUUCUUGCAUUGGCUGAAACUCUGGGAUAAGAUUGUAUUUAAUCAAAAUGCUCUGAUACCAAGAAAGAAACAACCAUCUACAUAUGAAAAGAAGAAUAACAUUGAUGAUGAAAAAGAUAUUGGGGAAGUGGAUAACAAAGGAUAUCCAAUAAAAAGGAUAGCUUUACUCAGUGGUCCACCUGGAUUGGGAAAAACAACUCUUGCACAUAUAGCAGCCAAACAUGCCGGUUAUAAUGUCGUUGAAAUUAAUGCAAGUGAUGAAAGAACUCCAGAUACAUUUAGACAAAUUCUUCUUGCAUCAACGGAAAUGAAAGCUGUAAUGGGUGCUGAUCCCCGUCCAAAUUGUUUAAUUUUUGAUGAGAUUGAUGGUGCACCAGCUGCAUCUAUCGAACUUUUAUUAAAAUUCAUCCAAGGCAAAUUAGUGCCAAAAAGUAAAAAAGGAACAGAACAAUCAGAAAAAAUGUUUUAUGGCUGUACACGUCCCAUAAUAUGCAUUUGUAAUGAAUUAUAUACUCCUUCGUUAAGAAUAUUAAAAGCCGCUGCCGUAAUAUUUUUGAUACAAGAAGUAAAUCCUUUAAGAUUGGCAGAACGUCUAAUGGAUUUAGUAAGAAAAGAAAAAUUGAAUAUAGAUUUUGGCGAUCUUGUAAAAAUAGCAGAAAGAUACAAUUGUGAUGUUCGAGCUUGCAUAGGAGCAUUACAGUACAUAGGUAGCGCCAAUUUAAAAUAUGAUUUAUCUUUAAGUUUAAAAGACACUCGCAAGAAUUUGUUUGAUUUAUGGAAAAGUAUAUUAACAUUUCCCAUGAACAAAGGAAAGAUUUCUAUUUCUGAAAGAAUCCAAAACAUUUUAAGAAUUGUGCAAAAUGGUGAAAUAGAAAAGAUAUCACAAGGAAUAUUUCAUAACUAUCCGGAAAUCUGUGAUUGGAAACUUGAUAAUAUAUCUAUAUCUUUAGAAUGGUUUCAAUUUUUUGAUUCAGUAACAUCACUUAUUGCAUACAAGCAGAUUUGGUCACUUAUGCCUUAUACAAAUUAUGGAUUUAUUGCAUGGCAUUUGUAUCUUGCUCAAACACAGAAGAUAAAAUUAUCAUAUCCUUCUGUUACUAAUGAAGUAAUUCAAAAAUCGGCGAAGAAUAUGAGUAUUUUAAUGGCAAUACAAAAAGUUUAUGGAUGCGACAUUUUUACUCUAACUACGGAUAUUAUUAGCUUUUUGCCAGACAUUCUAACGCCCAGAUUGCGUACAGUUCCUUCUCAUCUGUAUUCACCGAAAGAGAAGCUUGAGCUCGCUAGGAUAAUAAAUGUGAUGCUUGAAUUUGGUUUAUCAUUUAUACAAGAGAAAAAUCCUCAAGGAGGAUAUAUGUACAAAUUAGAUCCAAAUAUUCUGGAAGUUGGUAUUCUUCCUGAUUGUAAUGUGCAUCGAAGACUUGCAUAUGCGGUACAACAAAUAAUUGCGCAAGAGUUAGAAGUUGAACGUUUGAAGCGUGCGAAUAGUUUAACAGGACUUGAUGGAAUUCGUUUAAAAAACAUGACGAAUUCAGAAAAACCAGAAAUUAUAGAAAGUAUUCAGAAUAAAUUUUCUAAUUCUUUGAAUAGUAUGAAGCAGCCUAAAAAGAAUAUGACAUUAUUAAAGGAUAGAGUACAUAAAGAUUUUUUUGCAAAUAUCAUGACGAAUAAAAACGAAAAUGCUGAAACGCAAAAUAAAUUAAUAAAUUCUAGUCUUCUGACAUCGCAGAAAAGAUGUACUCAGAUGCAGAACAUCUUAACGAAACAUGGGAUAUGGUACAAAUAUAAAGAAGGUUGUAAUAAUGCUGUUCGCCGAAGUGUAUUUAUGGAAAAAUUUUUAUAA
Messenger RNA from Pogonomyrmex barbatus (red harvester ant), 2466 nucleotides. It is a transcript of the gene cutlet, whose product is annotated as chromosome transmission fidelity protein 18 homolog. Gene Ontology annotation, molecular function: ATP hydrolysis activity; ATP binding. Lineage: Eukaryota; Metazoa; Arthropoda; Insecta; Hymenoptera; Formicidae. The record is from RefSeq and is a predicted model, not a curated record.